This is a messenger RNA of Aspergillus wentii DTO 134E9, 681 nucleotides long. Its product is annotated as uracil phosphoribosyltransferase. The record is from RefSeq and is a predicted model, not a curated record. The coding region runs from base 1 to 681 and encodes 226 amino acids. The transcript is spliced from 5 exons. NCBI's taxonomy places the organism in Eukaryota, Fungi, Ascomycota, Eurotiomycetes, Eurotiales, Aspergillaceae.
AUGCAAUCAACAGGCAAAUAUACCAACCCAGCUCAUACUUUAGACCGAGUCACGGUUCUGAAACAGACGACGCAUAUCCUCCAUCUACUAACCAUUCUCCGCGAUCUCACGACCGAAACUUCUACUUUUGCGACGGUAGUACAUCAGAUCAGUCGUGAAGUCAUCACAACAGCCCUCGAUCAUAUCCCCUUCGAAAAUGCCGUGAUCAAAACCCCAGUCGGGGGCACCUUCGGUGGUGUAUCUCCGGCGAAGGGUGUUUGCGGGGUAAGUAUCCUACGAGCAGGUGCGAGUAUGGAGAAUGUUUUACGAGAGUCAUGGCUGGGAAAACUCAGCUUUGGCAAGAUUCUCAUCCAGCGCGACGAGGAGACAUGUCUGCCGCAAUUAUUCUACUCCAAGUUUCCCCCUCGCAUGGCGGACGAUAUCGUCUUACUCCUCGAACCGAUGCUCGCAACGGGCGGAUCGAUAAUGAAAGCCGUCGACGUCCUCCUCGAUAAAGGCGUAUCCCAAGAAAACAUUGUCCUCGUGAAUAUACUCGCGUCGCGAAAGGGUUUAGAUAUUGUGGCUGAGAAAUUUCCGGGUCUCAAAAUCGUGACGGCAGCGGUGGAUGAGGAGCUUACUCCUUCAAACUGCAUCAGUCCUGGACUUGGGGAUUUUGGGGAUCGAUAUUAUGGGACUUGUUAG